Molecule: messenger RNA, 1488 nt
Organism: Penicillium cinerascens
Lineage: Eukaryota; Fungi; Ascomycota; Eurotiomycetes; Eurotiales; Aspergillaceae
Product: alpha-mannosyltransferase
Exons: 1
Coding region: 1-1488 (495 amino acids)
Biological process (GO): mannan biosynthetic process
Cellular component (GO): Golgi apparatus
Molecular function (GO): alpha-1,2-mannosyltransferase activity
Source: RefSeq, a predicted model, not a curated record
AUGGGUUUCGUUAGGCUGGGCCAGGCGAGGUCCAUCUUCUCCGCUAUGCUGGCCGCCUUGCUCGUGUGCAUGGUUUAUCUCUACUGGACCCCAACCAUCGCAUCGCCCACUAUCUCUACCGUCCCUAGCAUUGCCUUCGAGGUCCCCUUAGUCGAACGCCAAAAGGACUUCUGGAAAGACUUCCACCCCCUCCUCACUCGUUAUAAUCCCGGUUGUCCGCCCCCGGUGAGACAGGAAAAUGCACCCUCAAUCCAUUUCAACCCCACCGAGGAGAUUCCUCGACCUAACCUGUCCAAAUUGACCGAGGAGUGUCUCUGGCUGCUGGAAGGGUCUCACGACCAAUUCCUAAAGGAAAUCACCAAACCGGGGCGAGAGUUUAAACCCGUCCAUACCCUAGGAACGCGAGGAAUUGUAUCGACGGCUGGCGCGGCGUAUCUGCCGGUCUUUGUUAACUCGCUUCUUAUGCUUCGUCGAACUGGGUCCGAAUUGCCGGUCGAGGUAUAUAUGAAAGAUGCAGACGAGUAUGAGAAACACCUUUGCAAUGAUGUGCUUCCAGGCAUGAAUGCGCAAUGCUUAAUAAUGAGCGAUGUUAUGGGCAACGAGGCCAUUGAACACUAUCAGCUCAAGAGUUUUGCUAUGCUUUUCUCCUCUUUCGAGGAUAUGAUCUGGAUGGAUGCGGAUUGUUUUCCGCUAGACAAACCCGAGGAUCUACUUGAUUCGGAGCCAUACACCUCAAUCGGUAUGGUCACCUGGCCCGAUUUCUGGUAUUCUUCGGCGUCUCCCGUAUAUUAUCAGGUUUCGAAACAAGAGAUCCCGCAUAUGACUACCCGCCAAUCGACCGAGGCCGGUGUUAUUCUUAUUUCAAAGAAAACACAUUUCCUUCCGCUAUUGCUCGCUGCCUAUUACAAUUUUUACGGUCCGUCUCACUACUUCAGACUACUCACCCAGGGAGGACCCGGGGAAGGAGACAAAGAGACCUUUAUCGCUGCCGCCGGUGCACUUAAAGCUCCCUUUUAUACUGUGAGUGAGAAAGUGCAAGCAAUUGGGCAUAAAGAUACAACCAAGUUUUCGGGGUCGACUAUGGUCCAAUCGGACCCACGAGAAGAUUAUGUCCUUACCUCGCAGGGCAAAUGGAGAGUAAAGGAUCCCUCCGUGGCCCCUGCUCCACCUAUCUUCUUUGUCCACGCAAAUUAUCCGAAAUUCAACCCCGGAGACAACGCCUUCAAUGCGGGUUCGGAGUCACCUACGGUCAAUGAGAACGGGACAGAUAUACGGAUAUGGCAAGGUCCCCCGGAAGUUCUCCAACGACUCGGAUUUGACGUGGAAAAGGCUUACUGGGAAGUAAUAAAGCGGUCGACCUGCGAUCUGGAAACGGUCUUUGAAUCGUGGAAGGGCAAGCCAGGUCUUUGUCAGUGGGUCGAGGAUCACUGGAAAAAGGUCUUCGCUGAGCCUCAUGAAAACAACCCAAAAUUCACACAAGACGGUUGA